Molecule: messenger RNA, 1518 nt
Organism: Oncorhynchus kisutch (coho salmon)
Lineage: Eukaryota; Metazoa; Chordata; Actinopteri; Salmoniformes; Salmonidae
Product: beta-1,3-galactosyl-O-glycosyl-glycoprotein beta-1,6-N-acetylglucosaminyltransferase 3-like
Exons: 1
Cellular component (GO): membrane
Molecular function (GO): acetylglucosaminyltransferase activity
Source: RefSeq, a predicted model, not a curated record
ACACUGAACUCUGUCUGCAAAGUAAUUGGUGAACCAGGCAAGGCAGUCAUCCGAAAAACCGAGGCUACUGAGUCUGCCGAUAAGAAUAUGGAGUGUAUGGUUCAUCUGGAAGUAUCGGGAAAAAGCUACGAAAUGAGAAAGGUUUGCACAUACCGUAAUGUACAUUUUUUUUUAUUUGUGUUUUGGUAUCAUUUUUAUGUGGUUGUUUUACCUAUGGAAUUGAACGCACUGAUUGGAAGAGGCUAUGGAUAAGAGCAUCUGCUAAGUUAUACCUGAUUGCGUGGGCUAAGUGGGUUAGAAUUGUGUAAUUCAGAGCAUCAUGCCAAACUUGGAAAUGCUGAAAAGUGUGAUAUUGUAGGUUAGUAAUUCAUUUUCAACCACAUUUGUUCCAAGUUUAGUACCUUUUAAUUUCAAGCGUUUGUAGGCAGUAUAAAGCCAUGCCUACUAAAGUUAAUGAUUACUUACUCACUUUAAACUGAGUUGAGUUUGUGUGUCAUUCAUUAUUUUACAGAAGUGCUCCCAGACUAUGGUCUGCACAAAUACUAAUAAUACAUUCUUUAGAUAAAUCAUUUUGUUAUGGGUCAUCUUAGGCCAUCAUUAUCACAUAUAUGCUUCUUCAGAAACCUCUUUCUCAUCCUAAUGUCUGCUUUAAUCUCACUUCUCCUCUGGAACACUCUGAGACGCCCAACCUGUUCUGAGAGAAGCCCGCUCCCAGCACCUGACCUCCUGCCACAAGACUACGCAGAUGACCUGCCUGCCUGCUCAGCCAUCAUCAGAGGAGACCUGAAGGGCAUCGACAAGGAGCAGCUCAGAAGACUUCUGAAAACAAAGAAUAAGCCCAAGCUUCUGUCUGAGGCGUUCUACCACGACGUGACCCGAAACUGUAAAACGUACGUUACAGGCAGAGGGUUCGUCAUGAUGCCCCUGAGUGUGGAGGAGAGAGACUUCCCCAUCGCCUACUCCAUGGUGGUCCAUGAGAAGAUUGAGAUGUUUGAGCGACUCCUGCGUGCCGUGUACACACCUCAGAAUGUAUAUUGCGUGCAUGUGGACCAGAAAUCCUCAGAAGAAUUCAGGACUGCAGUAAAGGCUAUUGUGACUUGUUUUACCAAUGUGUUUGUGGCAAGUAAGACAGAGAGUGUGGUUUACGCAUCGUGGUCUCGAGUGCAGGCAGAUCUAAACUGUAUGAAGGACCUGUUGAAGUCACCUGUCCAGUGGAGGUACCUACUCAAUACCUGUGGAACAGAUUUCCCCAUUAAAACCAACGCAGAGAUGGUUCAGUCACUCAAACUGCUCAACGGGAGGAACAGCAUGGAGUCUGAGACCACCGUCGACUAUAAGAAACACCGGUGGCAGUAUCAGCACAAUAUAACCAAUAACAUAGUAGUCAGAACAGACGUUACGAAGAGCCCUCCUCCAUUUCCCCAGAUCUGUGCCUCUACACAAUCCAGUCUCAGAGCUCUACUACCAAUUAUUUUGACCUCAUGGCUUGGUUUUUGCCCUGUCAACUGUGGGACCUUA